This is a messenger RNA of Diaporthe amygdali, 1716 nucleotides long. RefSeq lists its product as uncharacterized. Bases 1 to 1716 code for a protein of 571 amino acids. NCBI's taxonomy places the organism in Eukaryota, Fungi, Ascomycota, Sordariomycetes, Diaporthales, Diaporthaceae. The transcript has a single exon. The record is from RefSeq and is a predicted model, not a curated record.
AUGGGAGAAGCUCCCUCCUACGCCAUUCUUUCCCACACUUGGGGCCCUGAGGAAGUAACUUUCGCGGAUUUCCACGAUGAAAUGACCAGACACAACAAGGCGGGGUUUGCAAAGAUCAAGCUCACUUGUGAGCAAGCCAGGACAGAAGCAAUCAAAUAUGCGUGGGUGGACACAUGCUGUAUCAACAAGGGAAGCAGCGCCGAGCUCAGCGAGGCUAUCAACUCCAUGUUCAAAUGGUACAGACUCGCCACAGUCUGCUAUGCCUACCUUGAGGACUUCCCACAACAAGUUGAAAUCGCUGAUUCAUCUAGCCUAUCAUGCUGCAGGUGGUUUUCAAGGGGAUGGACGCUACAGGAAUUAAUCGCACCUAGAAGUCUCGUUUUCUUCAUUCCCAAUGGCGAGACUUGGAGUGCUAUCGGACGGAAAGACGAAUUACACCUAGGACUCGAGGAGAUAACCAAAAUCCCUGGCGAGAUACUCCUUCAACAAAAGGCUAUCGAGACGAUCAGCGUUGCUGCCCGAAUGAGCUGGGCUGUAAAAAGGCAGACUACCCGGGAGGAAGACUUAGCGUACUGUCUAAUGGGAAUCUUCAACGUCAAUAUGCCUCUUCUAUACGGUGAAGGCACGAAAGCCUUCAUACGACUGCAGGAGGAAAUCCUGCGCGAAGUGCGGGAUAACUCCCUAUUUGCAUGGCGUUCGACGGAGGAGGCCGCAGUGAAGGCUCCUUACCGCGGUUUAUUCGCAUGCUCGCCGGAAGAAUUUGUCGACAGCGCUGACAUCCAGCAUUUUGAUGUAUACGAUGAUGAUUACGAAAGUACGACGUCGACGUUGGGCCAGGGACGAAUUUCAUUCAGCUGCAGUGUGCACGAGCUACCGGGAAGGAAAGACAGGGUGAUCCUCAGCCUCAAUUGUUUCCGGGGAGACUUGUCCAAUAGACAAGGCAUUGAGUGUGUCCGUGUCGGUCCUAAUUACUACAUGAGGUCCGAGCCAUCAAAGUUGUACAGAUGCUCGCUUGGCAGACUCAGGAGCGUCACCAUUGAUAAGCAUGUGGUGAAGACAAGAGCAAGCAAGGAUGAGCACGUCUACAGACUCGAUAGAGUAUAUCUCCGCGAUAUGGAUAACAACGUACACCUCAGGCUCCUUCAUUCAGAGGCAAAAUUGAGCGACAGACAGAGAGCCCCUCAAAGCCGGUCAGUGCCGUUUUCAUGGGCCCUUGGCCGCAAAAUGGCUUUUGAGAUCGGAAUCCGGCGGCCGGGGCCAAUCGAGGACGUACUCCUCAUACUCUUCUGGGUCGACAAGAUUCCAGGACCCGGAUCGCACAGCUAUCGUUUCAAUCUGGAAAAGUGCGAGAGCUCGGCUCAUGACGGGGAUGCGAAGCUCAGGUUUGAAAACGCGAUCAAACCAUCGCAAUCGUACCGAAGGUGCGACCUGGACUUUGGGCCGGAUGUUGUCAGCGUCGAGAAGAUUGUUGGGAAUCAAAGGGAACCUGACAUGUUGACGCUUGAUUUCCGUGUGAUCCUCUUCGUCAAAUCGCUUAGAAAAUCAGUCAACAAAAAAAAAGGAGUUGAGACAGUGGGAGGACUAAGGCAGGGUGGGGGGAAGGGGCGGCAAAAAGUCAUGCUUUUGACCAAAGGAGGCAGGACUACAGAUAAUUGCUUGAUUGCUUUUCCUAUCUUCUCUGUUCUCUCACCAAACAUCUGGAAUCUGGGCUUGUAG